This is a messenger RNA of Rubroshorea leprosula, 1388 nucleotides long. NCBI's taxonomy places the organism in Eukaryota, Viridiplantae, Streptophyta, Magnoliopsida, Malvales, Dipterocarpaceae. The record is from the annotation of a GenBank genome assembly.
AUCACAUUGCUUCUCUUGGAUUUCCAUAGAAAUUAAUCGCUUUCCGAUUCAAAAUUCAAUGGCUCGGUUUAUCUUUCUUUUCCUUGCCUUUCUCAUUUUGAUCACUAAUGUUAUUAGCAUUUGCAAUGGCAAUUCUGUUCAUGCGGUUUGCAUUGAGGGCGAGAAAGAAGCCCUUUUGAAGCUCAAGCAAGGUAUCGUGGAUCGCACCAACCGAUUGGCCUCUUGGGUUUCCGAUGGAGAUUGUUGUGGAUGGACGGGAAUUGUCUGCGACAACAUGACUGGUCACGUCAUUGAACUCCACCUCAGAACUAAUCCUCCAUGGGACAUCAAUUACCAUGUGUACGAUUAUGAGGCUGAUGAGGCUUACGAGAGAUCGAGGCUGGAUGGUAAGAUAAGUCCUUCUCUGCUCCAUUUGAAUCAUUUGAGUUAUUUGGAUCUCAGCAACAAUGAUUUUGGAGGAAUUCACAUUCCCAAGUUUUUUGGUUCUUUGGGGAGCUUAAGAUACCUUAACCUAUCCCGUGCAAAUUUUGGAGGGGAGGUUCCUCACCAUCUUGGGAAUCUCUCUAAUCUAAAAUAUCUCAAUCUUGGGAAUAAUUAUUAUCAUACCAUGUAUGUUGAGAAUCUCUACUGGUUGUCUAGUCUUUCUUCAUUGGAAUACCUUGAUUUGAGUUAUGUGAACCUUAGCCAAGCCUCCAAUUGGUUUCAUGCAUUAAAUACACUUUCUUCUUUGGUAGAAUUACACUUGUCGUACUGUCAACUUCCCUAUCAGCUUUAUCCCAUUAACCUUCUCACUGGAAGGAUCCCUCCAAACAUUGGUGACAUAAGUUCACUAGAAUCUCUUGAUCUUUCUGUAAACAAAUUGCUUAGACCAAUCCCUAAAAGCAUGUCUAGAUUGUCAUUUCUAAGCUACUUGAACCUUUCUGGCAACCAAUUGAUUGGAAAAAUUCCUUCAAAUACUCAGUUACAGAGCUUUGAUGCAUCUUGUUACGUUGGAAAUGAACUUUGUGGCCUUCCACUAAUGGAGAACUGCAACAAAGUUAAUCAAAGAGUACCUGGCAUUGGAAAUAAUGGGGGGAAAGAUAUGGAUUUAGAUAAAGUGAAUUGGUUGUUUAUUAGCAUGGCACUUGGGUUUAUUUUGGGAUUUUGGAGUGUAUUGGGUCCUCUUGUGAUUAGUAGCCAAUGGAGGUAUGCAUACUAUCAAUAUUUGGAUGAGAUGUGGUGGAAAAGUCAGUCAUUAUGGGAGUAGAUUUUUCUAAAAUCUUACGUAGUUUUAUUUACAAGUGUAUUUCUCUUCAUGUUCUUGUGAUAUAUUACAAAGCAUAACCUCUCUGCUUUUCAGCAACUUUGUUUUGAUUUUUUGUUAUCCAUAAUGAAGCCGUAAAAUAUUU